GACCCCCGAAUUCACGCAGAGGCUGAAUAAUAAAAUCAGGGAGCUGCUCCAGCAGAUGGAAAGGGGCCUCAAGUCCGCUGACCCACAGGACUGCACGGCGUACACGGGGUGGGCAGGCAUUGCUUUGCUGUAUUUGCACCUGUAUGAUGUGUAUGGAGACCCAGCCUAUCUUCAGGUGGCCCAUGAGUAUGUGAAGAAGAGCCUGACCUGCCUGACAAGACGAUCCAUCACUUUCUUGUGUGGAGAUGCUGGGCCUCUGGCAGUGGCUGCUGUAGUCUACCACAAACUGCAGAACAAAAAGCAGUCAGAAGACUGCGUGACUCGUUUGCUCCAUCUACACAAGCUCGACCCCCGAGUGCCAGACGAACUGCUGUAUGGGCGCAUGGGCUAUCUCUAUGCACUAAUAUUUGUGAACAAGCACUUUGGAGAAGAAAAGAUCCCUCAAAGUCACAUUCAGCAGGUCUGUGAAGCAGUUGUAGCCUCAGGAGAGAGCUUGGCCAAAAGGAGGAACUUUACAACGAAGAGCCCACUGAUUUACGAGUGGUACCAGGAGUACUACGUAGGGGCAGCCCAUGGUUUGGCUGGGAUUUACUACUACCUCAUGCAGCCUGGCCUUGGAGUGAGCCAAGUAAAACUGCACAACGCAGUCAAACCCAGUGUGGACUACGUCUGCCAGCUCAAGUUCCCAUCCGGCAAUUACCCUCCAUGCAUCGAUGACAACAGAGACCUCCUCGUCCACUGGUGCCAUGGGGCACCCGGUGUUAUCUACAUGCUUGUCCAGGCCUACAAGGUCUUUGGGGAACAGCAGUACCUAAAUGAUGCCAUACAGUGCGCAGAAGUGAUCUGGCAGCAUGGGUUACUGAAGAAAGGCUACGGGCUGUGCCAUGGGACAGCUGGCAAUGCUUACAGCUUCCUAGCGCUGUACAACCUCACUCAGAACAUGAAAUACCUGUACAGGGCCUGCAAGUUUGCAGAGUGGUGUUUAAGCUAUGGUCAACAUGGCUGCCGGACUCCAGACACGCCAUUCUCCCUCUUUGAAGGUAUGGCUGGAACGAUCUACUUUCUUGCGGACCUGCUGGUGCCAACCAAGGCCAAGUUCCCCGCAUUUGAACUCUAAAUUUGAGUUUGGCAGUUUCCUGCCUGAAUCCUUCUGCACUUGGAAAAGCAGUUUGAAGCUGCUUUCUCUUUCUUCCAGACUCAUCGUUGUUUACCUAACUGAACAUAAAUCCAUCCUCCUGACGGCAUGCUGAGUUAAUAUUUUUAGUCAUCUCAUUGCAUUGUUUCAGUUUAAAAGACAGAAUGCAGAUUUUGCUGGUGUCUCUUAAAAAAUGCAGGGUUGCAGGUGGGAGCAGGGAGAAAGUGUACAGUAUUUUGUUGGCUAUAGAGUUUUGCUAUUUUCUGUAUCCCAUUUCCUGGGAGAAAGCUUUCUAUUGGAU
This is a messenger RNA of Pterocles gutturalis (yellow-throated sandgrouse), 1436 nucleotides long. RefSeq names its product LanC lantibiotic synthetase component C-like 1 (bacterial) (gene LANCL1). The transcript is spliced from 8 exons. Gene Ontology annotation, biological process: peptide modification; carbohydrate metabolic process. Lineage: Eukaryota; Metazoa; Chordata; Aves; Pterocliformes; Pteroclidae. The record is from RefSeq and is a predicted model, not a curated record. Gene Ontology annotation, cellular component: plasma membrane. Bases 56 to 1117 code for a protein of 353 amino acids.